AUGGCGGAUGUGUCGUCACUUUACACACACCUGCUAACCGGAUAUGACGCCAGGGUUCGCCCGACCGCCGACGACCAGCAUCAGGCGAUAAAUAUGACCUUGACCUUCAGCUUAAACUUCAUCAAGACCGUUGAUGUGACAACCGGAGAGUUUACCGUUAUGGGCAGUGUCACCACUCAGUGGAAUGAUCCAAGGAUGGCAUGGACCCCGAGCAUGCGCGGAGGGGCGUACAGUAUCACUUUGCCGAGACACACUGUGUGGACUCCAGAAUUUACUGUAAUCAAAAGUUUCGACACAUCUGAUUCUUUGGGUCACCCGAAGUACAACGUCCAGUUUGUGUAUGAUGGGACGGCCGUCUGGACGUUUGAUGAUAAACUACGGGCAGUUUGUAAUUAUGACGUCUCCGAUUAUCCGUUUGAUGUUCAGACAUGCGCAGUUGCUCUGUCACCAGUAGGGAUGACGUCAUCGCAAUUGCGACUCAUUAUCGCUACGUCGACGGCAGACGUCACAGAUUUAGUAGAAAGUGAUGCCUGGGAACGAUUCAAUACACGGUGUCAGCGGGAACAUGGACCAAAACAUCCCAAACAUACCUGGACAUAUGAGGUGACGGAUGAAGAAAAACAUACAAAUGUGACGGUAUUGCCAUCUAAAGAAGCAACAGAAGGAUCAAAAUGUGAAGCCAAUUGUGAUUUAUGA
Messenger RNA from Mizuhopecten yessoensis (Yesso scallop), 696 nucleotides. Its product is annotated as neuronal acetylcholine receptor subunit alpha-10-like. The transcript is spliced from 2 exons. The record is from RefSeq and is a predicted model, not a curated record. Gene Ontology annotation, cellular component: neuron projection; membrane; synapse. Gene Ontology annotation, molecular function: extracellular ligand-gated monoatomic ion channel activity; neurotransmitter receptor activity; transmembrane signaling receptor activity. The coding region runs from base 1 to 696 and encodes 231 amino acids. NCBI's taxonomy places the organism in Eukaryota, Metazoa, Mollusca, Bivalvia, Pectinida, Pectinidae. Gene Ontology annotation, biological process: signal transduction; chemical synaptic transmission; nervous system process.